AUGAUGGAUAUUGAUAUGAAUCAAGAUGAAACAUUAGAUGAAACAUUAGAUGAGAUGACAGAUGAGAUUAAUGUUAUGGAGAUGGAAUGUAAUGAAUUUAUUCAGGACAUUCAAAGGUAUUUUAUUAUCUCAAUGAAUGUUUAUGUGGGAUAUUUGGUUCGAUAA
Molecule: messenger RNA, 165 nt
Organism: Cetraspora pellucida
Lineage: Eukaryota; Fungi; Glomeromycota; Glomeromycetes; Diversisporales; Gigasporaceae
Source: the annotation of a GenBank genome assembly